This is a messenger RNA of Coffea eugenioides, 420 nucleotides long. Its product is annotated as protein NRT1/ PTR FAMILY 5.7-like. The record is from RefSeq and is a predicted model, not a curated record. Bases 1 to 420 code for a protein of 139 amino acids. Gene Ontology annotation, molecular function: transmembrane transporter activity. Gene Ontology annotation, cellular component: membrane. Gene Ontology annotation, biological process: transmembrane transport. Lineage: Eukaryota; Viridiplantae; Streptophyta; Magnoliopsida; Gentianales; Rubiaceae. The transcript has a single exon.
AUGUCUAAGACGAGCUACAGGCAACAAUCGUGGCCUGAAUAUCCUUCAAAGGAUAGGUAUAGGUCUGGCAUUUUCAGUCCUGGCAUUUGCAAUUGCUGCAUUAGUAGAAAGAAGAGGUUAAGAAUGGUUGAAUCAGCGCUAUCUCCAUCAAUGACUCUGAGUGUGCUCGGGCUAGCUCCUCAGACUAUAAUCCUGGGAAUUGCAGAGACAUUUUCUCUCGUGGGUUUCCAAGAGUACUUGUAUGAGCAGAUGCCUGAUUCAAUGCAAAGUUUAGGGAUGGCAUUUUAUCUGAGUGUGAUUGAAGUUGGACGCCAUAUUAGUUGCUUCCUCGCAUCUCUGGUAGUGCUAAUCAGCGAGAUGUUUGGGACAAGUUGGAUCGGCGAAGAGUUGAACAGCAGUCGGUCGAAUAAAUUAGAUUAG